Molecule: messenger RNA, 354 nt
Organism: Symbiodinium sp. CCMP2592
Lineage: Eukaryota; Dinophyceae; Suessiales; Symbiodiniaceae
Source: the annotation of a GenBank genome assembly
AUGAAAAAGAAUGCAGAGGGUGUUUUCGAUUGGAAGCUGGUCGAUGGCAAGUUGGAAUAUGUGUACAUUAUGAAAAUUUUGACUCUGCGAAAGAUGGAUGAUACGUACGACAUCUUGCUCGCACACUACCAGAUCAAGAUUUCUGACGCCCUUGUUGGCUCAGGAAGCUCAGGAGACGGCAAUACCUCGCUGGCCCUGUCAAUUUCAGAGAUGGCAGCAUUGCAGAACUUUGUGGAUUUAUCUGCGAUGAAUAUCUGGAAAAAGAAAGCCCACGAGUUGCUAGAAGCAGAUGCCGCUCAAGACAUUGAAGACGAUGAUGCGGAGCUCCUUGAUGCCGGCAAGCCGAAGUCGUGA